AUGAAAUGGGUACAAUUAUCAAUCAAUAGCACUGAGGAAGUGGAAAAGCAAGCCUUUGAAAUUGCCGAACUCUACCGAGUGCUCUUUCUCCAACUAAAACUGGAGAAACAACAAGAAAUCCACAACUUGUUAAAACAUCCAAAAGAUGCCGAGAAGCCCAAAUCACAAAUGAAUUACGUUGAUAAGAUGGGAGUACUCAACAAAUUAUCUAUUGCCAUCAAAGAACGUAUACAGGAAAUUGAUGAAGUGAGGAAGUUGAAUAUCUCUAGUGACUUCUCGAACAAGUUGAAAGAUAUUAAAUCCAAGUUUGAAAGCCUCCUUAAUGCUUACAAUGUAUCAACAUUAUCUAAAAUUGAUGAAUUAAAAACAGCCCUAUUUGCUGUAAAACAAUCUACUCCAACAACUAUUGAUGAUAAAUAUGAAAUUACAGAGGAAAAUAAUCCGUUUUUAGAAAAUAAGCCAGAAAACUCGGGUUCGACUAAGCAAUCAUUACUAGAUGGUUUAAAGAGACAAGCCAUUAACAAAUCAAAGGCUCAAUCUGGAAAGAAAGUAAAACCAAUUUAUUCAUGGGAAAAAGGGAAUAAUAAUGAAAAGAAGCCAACACCAUCAGAUAUUGAGCUUCCACACAAUCUAGAUAAUAAUUCUUUUAGUGAUCAAAUGUCCAGAGUUGGAAAAAUGAUUGAAGAACAGCUAAUGAAUGUACAAAAACCAAGACAUUCCUCUCCUUCAGAGAUUUCUCCAAGAAGAUCCUAUGUAAAAAAGAAAGAAGAAAAAGAUGUAAUACACGCACCACUAGUUGAACAACAAUUAUCUCCUCGAAAUUUACACUUGGAAAUUGAAAUGAAUGAAGAAGAUUAUGCUAAGCUAAAGAAGAGAAGAUCAAUGUCAUUGAUUAAGGAGAGACCUAGAUCUGGUAGUCCAAGAGUUGUUGGACCAAGAGGGGAUAAAAUUAGAGAAUUAUCAAUGAGUGAUUUGAGUAAUUCAUCGGAUUCUGCCUCCUCUUCUGGAAAGAAGAAUUUCCUUCAAAAAGGAAAAGGAAGAUUGGCCUCGGAUGGUAAUCCGUUCCUUAAAAUUUACUCUCAACCUCAAAUUUUGUACAAUACAACAAACUACCUUGCUGGACUUGAAUAUCCGCAAGAACCUCUUGACAACUUGGACCAGUAUGAAAAAUCUCAGUUAUACUCUGCAAUCAAUGAAAAAUCUCCUGCAUUUUCAGUAGCAGAUGUUGAGGGAUUGUAUAUUACAACUGCUGGACCAUAUCAAGACCCUAAGGAUAAUUUUUUCAGACCUGACCAAAAAAACAAAUGGGUUGUCAGUAAGGGAUUCCAAACAGCAACACCAAGAAGAGAGGAAUUCACAAGAGACAAAUCACUCCCACAGUUUAUUAAUAGUGGAUUAAGAUAUGAAAGUUCAAAUCCAAAUAUUGUACAACAAAAAUUGAGAGCAGAUGAUAAGGAUAAGGAAAAGAUGAUAUCGCCUAGAGGUUUUAUUUCUUCGUUCGGUGGAAAUGGUUGUGCACCAAUUGACAAACAAUAUAGCUUUGGUUUCUAUAGCCCUACCAAAGGAUCUGUGCACUCAUUUACAGCUCCUAUUGAAAAGGUUAGAACUACCUCAAAAUCACCUGUUUUAACAAGACAAGGUUCAAAUGCAAUUAAUUCAUCCGCCAUCAAUGUAAUUGCUAGAAGUAUGGCCUCUCCUAAGCAAAGUCCAAGAGUAUCAUACAACCAUUAUUAAUUAAUAGAUCCAUAACAAUAUCUAUAUCUAGAGUCUUUGUAUCUGGUUUCAUUUUGUACACUCUUACUGGUUGUUCUACAUCUCAAUAAACAAAGUUCAAAAACUGUUUUUACGCCCUUAAAUAAUUUUUCAUCCUUCCAUUGUUGGAAUGAUCUUUGGAGUUCUUCUCUCUUGUCAAUAUCCAUACAGCAACUGACACAAUGUUCAUAAGAUGAGCAACAUUGAUUAGUGUGACAUGUCGAGCAUGAAUAUCUUUCAAUUGGUGGAAGACCAUCCUUUCUAGCUUGUUCGUCAUCAAUGUGUUUACAACAUCUAGUUUUUGGAUCUACAUGCAUAAUUGAGCAAACAUAUCCAAGACUAUCAGUAAUAUAUUCAGCUCCUUGUUUAGUAUUUCUACAUUGCACAUUUUCUACUUUAACUUUGAGAGAGUUGUCUUUUUCAGAGUCCAAAUUUUCUCCAAUUUGAGUGAUUGUGGUCUUUGUAUCUAGAAAAUCAAUCCUAUCAUCAAAAAAUCCAUCAAUAAUUGAAGUUUGGUGAUUCUUUUUCUUUGUUUCAAUUUUUUGUACAUUAAAACUGUCAGAAGACUGUGGUUCUUGAUUUUCCGCUUGUUGCAACAAUGAAUUAGUUUGUGUAUCCUUGUUAGUUGUGUCAUGAAUUCUUGGUCCAUUAUUAUUGCUAAUCUUUUCUCCAUCCUUCUUUAAAUUUGAAGGAGGAUGUAGAAUGCUACUCUUUUGUUCCGAUGAUGUUUGAAUUAUCAUUUGUUGUCUAUAUGAAAAGUAUUUAACGAACAGCACGAGUGAUACGGAGGAGAGCAUUGCAAUCAACAAUAUCAAAUAGAGUGCAAAUCGUGCAUUCAUU
Messenger RNA from Naegleria gruberi, 2592 nucleotides. RefSeq lists its product as uncharacterized. The coding region runs from base 1 to 1734 and encodes 577 amino acids. The record is from RefSeq and is a predicted model, not a curated record. The transcript is spliced from 2 exons. NCBI's taxonomy places the organism in Eukaryota, Heterolobosea, Eutetramitea, Acrasida, Naegleriidae.